This is a messenger RNA of Adineta steineri, 1986 nucleotides long. The record is from the annotation of a GenBank genome assembly. Lineage: Eukaryota; Metazoa; Rotifera; Eurotatoria; Adinetida; Adinetidae.
AUGUCAUCUGAAUACGAGCCACGUUUUACUGAACCGUUAAAAGCUUCUUACGUAAUACGUGAAGGACAGCCAGUAAAACUUUCAUGUCGUUUUGACGCAUCUCCUAACAGUAGUAUUCAAUGGCUUAAAGAUGGAGUCGAAAUUGAAUUCGAAUCACUUGGUAUUUCUCGAGAUUUUAAGGUUAUCAAAGAAGUUGAUUACACAGCUUUAUUAAUUAAAGAAGCAUUUCCAGAAGAUACAGGUUCUUAUAUAGUUGUAAUACGUAAUACAUUAGGAGAAGCACAUUCAUUUACACAAUUAACAGUAGAAGAAUUUUUUUGUCGAACACCGGAAUCAGAAUUGUCUGAUACACCAAUGAAGCCAAUAUUUGUUCAACCACUUCGUGAUACAUCAAUAAACGAAGGGCAACAAUUAAAAUUACAUGCUGCAAUCAAUGCUCAUCCCGAACCCGAAAUUAUUUGGUAUCGUAAUAAUAUUCCAUUAAAGAAUUCACGUGAUCUUACAGUAACAUAUGAUGGACAAUUAUGUACAUUAAUAAAAGAUCGAUGUGAGAAGGAGAAUGAUACAGGAAUAUAUCGAAUAACAGCUGUUAACUCAAUGGGACAAGCUGAAUGUAUUUGUCAAGUUAUUGUACAAUCAAAGGACACACAAGGUUUUAGAGAACAUCUUCAAGCAAAUCGUUCGUUGCCGAUUGCAAAUCAAUCAUUACAAACUAAAACAACAUAUGAAGAAAACAAUCGUCAUUUACAAUCAAAUAUUAUGGAACAAACAAAUGAAACACAAGGAUUUCAUGAACAACUUCAAUCAAAUCGCCCAUUACCUAAUAUAAAUCAAUCAUUACAAGAAGAAAACAAUCGCCAUUUACAAUCAAAUUUUAUGGAACAAUCAAAUGAAACACAAGGAUUUCAUGAACAACGUCAACCAAAUCAAUCAUCACAAAAUAAAAUAACAUAUGAGGAUAACAAUCGUCAUUUACAAUCAAAUUUCAUAGAACAAUCAAAUGAAACACCAGGAUUUCGUGGACAACUUCAGUCAAAUCGUUCAUUAACAAAUGUAAAUCAAUCUUUACAAGAAGAAAACAAUCGUCAUUUACAAUCAAAUUUUAUAGAACAAUCAAACGCAACACAAGGAUUUCACGAACAUCUUCAAGCAAAUCGUUCAUUGCCGAUUGUGAUUCAACCACCACAAACUAGAAUACCACAUGAAGAAAACAAUUAUCAUUUACAAUCAAGUGAUAUACAAGGAUUUCGUGAACACCUUCAAGCAAAUCGUUCGUUACCAAAUGUAAAUCAAUCAUUACUCAACAGAAUAAUACAAGAAGACAACAAUCGUCAUUUACAAUCAAAUAGUAAUGAACAAUCAAAAUCACAAGUUAUAUAUUAUAAAGAUAAUCAAUCAUUAAAUAAUGCAUAUGAACAUCAAAUUCGAACUGAAAGAAUGAACCAUACACUUGAAAUACCAAAAAUAUCAAGAAACAAUGCUAACUUUUAUCAAAGAAAAGCAAGUAGUAGAAGUGGUGAAAGAAAACAUGCAGCGAUACCACAUGUUUUACCUUCAACUACUACUCAUGAACCAAUGAUUGUUACACCAACUGGUUUUCCACCAGAAUUUCUUCAAGUAUUUCAUGAUAAAAAAACUUCAUUAGGUUCAACAAUAAGAUUCGAAGCUCGACUUACUGGUACACCACCUUUAAAUGUUUACUGGUUAUUUCAAGGCAAACCAAUAUCAAAUCUAGGUACUAAUAAACAUUAUCAACAAAAUAACGAUAAUGAUACUUAUAUAUUAACCAUAAAUAAUAUCCGUUAUGAUGAUGUUGGAAAAUAUACAUUAAAUGCUGAAAAUUCUUGGGGAAAAACAACUUGUACUGCUGAACUUUUUGUUGUUCCUACUACUGUAAGAUUUGGUAAGAUAAUAUCAAAUAUUACCUUUAUUGGAACCAAUACACCUUUUAUUCUACCUAAUGCACGCCUAUGCUUAAUUAUCUAG